GUGGCAUGAAAACCUGCAGCUACUCCACCAGCCCUUUGUGGAUGAGACUUGACCCCCCUGCUUUCAUAUGAAACUAUGAAAAGUUUCCCCUGUUUGAAUUGGUUUAAUUUCAUGUGAAAUGAAAGUGAAAGUAAAAUAAAGGAACCCGGUGUUGUUCUCUCCAUGAAGCCACAGGUUGUGUUUGUGUUGGGGGGACCCGGUGCUGGGAAAGGGACGCAGUGCUCCAAAAUCAUCCAGCACUUCAGCUACACCCACCUGUCCGCUGGUGACCUGCUGAGAAAGGAGCGCUGCAGAACAGACUCGGAAUUUAGCCAUGUUAUCGACAGAUGCUUCAAGCAGGGCCAGUUUGCUCCAGUGGAGAUCACUGUCUCAUUACUAAGUAAGGCUAUAGAGGAGACCAUGAAAGCAGAUGAGAAGAAUUUCCACUUCCUUAUUGACGGCUUCCCUCCAGAUGAGGACAACCUGCAAGGCUGGAUGAAAAGCAUGGACGGCAAAGCAGAAGUCAAAUGUGUCCUCUUUUUCGACUGUAGUACUAAAGUUUGCAUUGACAGAUGUCUGGAAAGAGGGAGGACCAGUGGCCGGGACGAUGACAACAAAGAGAGCUUGGAAAGAAGGAUCCAGACGUACCUGCAGUCCACAUUUCCCAUUAUAGAGCAGUACAAGAAGCAGGGUAAAGUUCACACCAUUGACGCCUCACGCUCUGUUAACCAGGUAUUCUCCGAUGUGAAGGAGAUCUUCGAAAGAGAGGCUUGAUUUUAUGUAUAUUCUAUUAUUUUAUGUCCUGUAUGUUUUCACUAUGAUAAAACCUGCCAACCUUGUAAGACUCACACUUGCGGCCACACGGACACAGGGAGAACAUGCAAACUCCACAUAUAAAGGACCCUGGCUGCCCGACUGAGGCUUUUUUAUGCCUACUUUAUAUCUUUGUUAGUCCUGGUUUUGUUUCAUCACCUUUUUAUGUCUACAAUAAUGUCUGUGUUUGAUAUUUCGUAGCAUCUUUUAUGACAAGAACAAACUGCGUUUGUACAAUGUGUGGAUUUUCUGUUUAUUUAUCCUUUUAAUUACAUAAAAUCUGAACCUUAAUGGACUGUUGAAACUGGGCUGGACUGUGUUGGGUUUGCAUCCCUCCAAUCACAAACAUGACGGACUCCUGUGCUAAGUGCUAACAGUAAACAAACCUCUCCUGUGCUGUUGUGGUUCACCAGGUUAGCCAGCAGAGAGGCCAUUUCCACGCAAAACCAUAAAAACACCAGGAAAUAAAUAAGAAAAACACGUUUAAUAUGAAAUAUGAAAUAUUUUAUUACAGCCCCACCUGCCCCAGUGUAUCAAAAUACUA
Trichomycterus rosablanca is the source of this 1336-nucleotide messenger RNA. RefSeq names its product UMP-CMP kinase-like. Gene Ontology annotation, cellular component: cytoplasm; nucleus. The record is from RefSeq and is a predicted model, not a curated record. The coding region runs from base 163 to 753 and encodes 196 amino acids. Gene Ontology annotation, biological process: 'de novo' pyrimidine nucleobase biosynthetic process; CDP biosynthetic process; UDP biosynthetic process. Gene Ontology annotation, molecular function: UMP kinase activity; ATP binding. Lineage: Eukaryota; Metazoa; Chordata; Actinopteri; Siluriformes; Trichomycteridae. The transcript has 6 exons.